Molecule: messenger RNA, 1329 nt
Organism: Nyctereutes procyonoides (raccoon dog)
Lineage: Eukaryota; Metazoa; Chordata; Mammalia; Carnivora; Canidae
Gene: B3GAT2
Product: beta-1,3-glucuronyltransferase 2
Exons: 4
Coding region: 1-996 (331 amino acids)
Biological process (GO): chondroitin sulfate proteoglycan biosynthetic process; carbohydrate metabolic process
Cellular component (GO): Golgi membrane
Molecular function (GO): galactosylgalactosylxylosylprotein 3-beta-glucuronosyltransferase activity
Source: RefSeq, a predicted model, not a curated record
AUGAAGUCCGUGCUGUUCAGCCGCUUCUUCAUCCUCCUGCCCUGGAUCCUAAUCGUCAUCAUCAUGCUCGACGUGGACACGCGCAGGCCAGCGCCCCCGCUCACCCCGCGCCCUUACUUUUCUCCCUACGUGGUGGGCCGCGGGGGCGCCCGACUCCCGCUGCGCAGGGGCGGCCCCGACAGCGGGCCCGGGCGCGGCUGGGAGAAGCGCAACGAGUCGCGGCCACACGCACGGCCGCGGCCGGAGCCGCCGCUGCCCACCAUCUAUGCCAUCACGCCCACCUACAGCCGCCCGGUGCAGAAAGCCGAGCUGACCCGCCUGGCCAACACCUUCCGCCAGGUGGCGCAGCUGCACUGGAUCCUGGUGGAGGACGCGGCGGCGCGCAGCGAGCUGGUGAGCCGCUUCCUGGCGCGGGCCGGGCUGCCCAGCACGCACCUGCACGUGCCCACACCGCGGCGCUACAAGAGGCCCGGGCUGCCGCGCGCCACCGAGCAGCGCAACGCCGGGCUCGCCUGGCUGCGCCAGAGGCACCAGCACCAGCACCAGCGCGCGCAGCCCGGGGUGCUCUUCUUCGCCGACGACGACAACACCUACAGCCUGGAGCUGUUCCAGGAGAUGCGAACUACCCGCAAAGUCUCCGUGUGGCCGGUGGGCCUGGUCGGCGGGCGGCGCUAUGAACGUCCGCUGGUGGAGAACGGCAAGGUCGUGGGCUGGUACACUGGCUGGAGAGCAGACAGGCCCUUUGCCAUCGACAUGGCAGGAUUUGCUGUAAGUCUUCAAGUCAUCUUGUCCAAUCCAAAAGCCGUAUUUAAGCGUCGUGGAUCCCAGCCAGGGAUGCAAGAAUCUGAUUUUCUAAAACAGAUAACAACAGUUGAAGAACUGGAACCAAAAGCAAAUAACUGCACCAAGGUUCUCGUGUGGCACACGCGGACAGAGAAGGUUAAUCUAGCCAACGAGCCAAAGUACCACCUGGACACAGUGAAAAUUGAGGUAUAAACUGAACUGAAGCAGCAGCUGGUGCAGUCUGCCUCGCUAGUGGAUGUGGAAGAGGAGUUCGGAGGUUAGGCUGCAGAACAUUCAGGUAUUGUUCACUUCAGUAGGACAGCCUUUAUUGUCAGCUGAUGGACAUCUGUUUAAACAGAGCCUAUCAGUUCAUACAGCUGAUGGGAUUGGUAUAAAGUCUAUGUUUUUGUCUUUGUUCUGCAUGUUUUUCCUACAACUAAACUGGAAGUUCUUUGUACAGUACAACUAGUGACACUGCAGGAUACCGUUGUGAGUAUCUUAUGUACUUUUUUUUUUUUUUUCCCAUUUGGCCUUAUAAUUGGUAGA